UGAAGAAGCUCCUCGCGCCAAAAUUUCAAACAAAAGUAGCUGUGUUCUAGGGUUCUUCUUCCUAGGGUUUUUCGGCGCGAUGGGGGAGCUGCUGGUGAUGGCGGCCAUCGCGACUUGCGUGAAGAUCCUACUUGUUCCAUCCUACCACAGCACGGAUUUCGAGGUGCACCGCAACUGGCUGGCGAUCACGCACUCGCUCCCUGUCGAUCGGUGGUAUGUCGAUGAGACCAGCGAGUGGACGCUGGACUAUCCCCCAUUCUUCGCGUGGUUCGAGCGCCUUCUGUCGGCAUUUGCAGCGGUGUGGGAUCCCAGGAUCGUGGAUCUCAGCGCAGGGAAGAAUUACGCCAGCUCUUCGUGCGUGUUGUUCCAGAGGGGGAGUGUGAUGGUAGCAGACAGUGUGCUCUACCUUGGACUGUGGAGCUACUGCAAAGGUAUGGCACCAGAUAAGAGGAAGUUGGUCUAUGCAGUGGUCGUGUUUUCUCCCGGGCUCUUGAUCGUCGAUCACAUCCACUUCCAGUACAAUGGAUUCCUUCUGGGGAUUUUGCUGCUGUCUCUGGCAGCGCUCAAGCAGGGAAAAGAUCUUCUGGGCGGAGUGAUUUUUGCCGCCUUGGUCUGCUUCAAACAUUUGUUUGCCGUGGCUGGGCCAGUUUACUUCGUCUAUUUGCUUCGACACUACUGUUCUGGCCAAAGAAGGCUGCGCAACUUUUUCCAGCUCGCCAUUUCGGUGCUUGGUGUUGUGGUGUUCGCUUUUGGACCCUUUGCUUACUAUGGCCAGAUCCAGCAAGUUUUAAGGAGAUUGUUUCCAUUUGGACGAGGAUUAUGUCACGCUUACUGGGCUCCAAACAUCUGGGCUAUGUACAACACAGCAGAUAAAGCUCUGUCUAUCCUUUUCAAGGCUGCUGGUUUUAAAGUAAAUUCCACCACCGCGGCUUACACUGGAGGACUCGUGGGCGAGUUUUCAUCUUAUGCGGUUCUUCCAAGCAUUACGCCGCUGAUAACAUUCGCCAUGGUGUUAUCAUCGCUUGUCCCUUGGCUUUAUAAGAUUUGGAGAAACCCACAGCCUUCCAGAGUUGUCUACUAUAUCACAUAUGCUUACAUGUGCGGCUUCAUGUUUGGCUGGCAUGUCCAUGAGAAAGCGUCACUUCACUUUGUGGUACCAUUCAGCCUGAUCGCAGUGGAAUCAAUGGACAAUGCAAACGAUUAUCUAUUCCUUUCGACAGUUUGCUACUACUCGCUUUUCCCCCUGCUCUACGAGGCCCGCGAGUAUCCCAUUAAGGUGUUGGUCCUGCUUCUCUAUUCCACGCUUCUGUGGGAUUGCUUUUCAAACUAUUUCAGCGUCAAAGUGGACGGCAAAGGCGAAGACAAAUCAAAAGCGUCACGACAUUCAAGGACAGCGUUGGGAAGAUUGAAAUCAAGCUAUUUGGCCGGAAUGAUUCUUAUAGAGAUAUACGGUCAGUUUGGACACCGAUUUCUCUUCCCGCAGCGGCUCGAGUUUCUACCACUGAUGCUGGUGUCAGCUUAUUGUAGCAUAGGCGUCUUCUAUAUAUGGGUGCAGUGGUUUCGGUCUGGGUUCUCCAUCCACGACUGGUCUACUCUACCACCUCCGAAGGACAAAAAAUUUGGAGUCUAGUCCUUGAAUGUAGAGCUAAAAAUCGAUGAUGCGAUGACGGCACAAGUCAACUCUCCGCAAUAUACAUUCGGAAAAUGUCGGCA
Selaginella moellendorffii is the source of this 1713-nucleotide messenger RNA. RefSeq names its product probable dolichyl pyrophosphate Glc1Man9GlcNAc2 alpha-1,3-glucosyltransferase. Lineage: Eukaryota; Viridiplantae; Streptophyta; Lycopodiopsida; Selaginellales; Selaginellaceae. The transcript is spliced from 5 exons. Gene Ontology annotation, cellular component: endoplasmic reticulum membrane. Bases 80 to 1630 code for a protein of 516 amino acids. Gene Ontology annotation, biological process: protein N-linked glycosylation. The record is from RefSeq and is a predicted model, not a curated record. Gene Ontology annotation, molecular function: dolichyl pyrophosphate Glc1Man9GlcNAc2 alpha-1,3-glucosyltransferase activity.